CUGAGCACGCUGGAUGAUGGGGGUGGCAGCUUUAGAGUGGGGUGCUUUCGUUGUGUUUGGUGUAUUUCUACUAGGGUGGGAAAUUGAUUUGAUCAGAUAAGAUGAUUUGAUUUGAUCAGAUUAGAUUAUCCCUGCAUGAGAACCCCCGCCUUGGACCUUUUAAAGGAAUCACAAUCAGCCAUCCUCCGAAAUUUUGCCUACUGCCCCCAUAUAGUAAAGAAAAUGCUGAAGAGACAGAGGCAUCGCCGCCAGUUCCGUGGAGAAUAGCUAAUCCUUCCGUCUUGGCUAUGGCGCCGCAAUCAGACCGCUCGGUGAAGGGAAGCAUUCUCCCUCCUUCACCGAGCGAUCUCGGAGCGCAUACUUUGAGUCUUUCACAUUCUUAUUAAGCUCGUGGUCGGUGUCUUCCUUGGGCUUACGUCUACCACCAUGUUUGCCAUCAUGGGCAAUCCCAAUCCCCUUCUUCUCGAGGCCGACACGGAGAAGAACCUCGACAGGAGCCUCGACAAGAAUCCUGAGAAGAGCCUUGACAAAAGCGACAACGCCGACCAGCACGCUAUCGAGACCUUUGCCGCUUGGGGAGCCAACAGAAACAAUGAAGAGCAUGGCUAUGACUCCGACGGCAAGUCAUGGCACGAUGGUGUUUUGCGCAUCCGCGCUAUCACUACCAUGUGGUCUAAGAAGUCCAUGUGGUCCAUGUUUGCCCUGCUCUGGCUGAUCUCAUUUGUCGACAUUAUCCAGAAUGCCCUCGAUUAUUCUCUCAACCCCUAUAUUACCUCUUCUUUCGCUUCCCACGGCCUCAUGAAUGUCAGCAGCGUCAUGUCCUCUGCAGUAGGCGCAUGCACCCCUUUGGCCCUGGCUAAGAUUAUUGACAUCUGGGGUCGUGUCGAGGGCUUCACCUUCAUGCUCAUCAUAUGCGUCAUUGGUAUGAUUCUCAAGGCCACCACCCACAGCGUGCAACAGUACGUCGGAGCCCACGUCCUCUACUGGACUGGUCACAUUGGCAUGAUGUAUGUCAUCAACGUGAUGGUUUCCGACAUGACCACUCUCAGAAAUCGCGCCAUACUAUUCGCUGUCAAUGGCCUCCCUCGCGUCGCUAGUACGUUCUUAGGUCCCAGGAUCGGCCAGGCGUUCUAUGAUAACCUCAACUACCGAUGGGCGUUUGGAGCCUUCUCCAUUAUCCUCGUCGGCUGCAGCAUUCCGGCCAUGGGUCUCAUGGUUUUCAUGUAUCGUAAGGCGGACAGGGCAGGCCUUGUUAAGAAGCACGAGUCCUCUGGGAGGAAAUGGUACCAGUCGAUUCUGCAUUAUGCCAUUGAGAUUGAUGUCCUCGGCAUCCUUCUGAUAUGUGGUGCCGUAAUCUUGACAACCAUUCCCUUCUCUCUAAUUUACUACGCCCCACAGGGCUGGAAGACCCCCUAUAUCAUUGCCAUGCUGGUGCUUGGUGUCCUCCUAUACCCAGCCUUCUGGUUAUACGAGGUGACGCUGGCGCCCAAGCAGUUCCUAGACUUUAGGUACCUAAAGAACGGCACCAUUCUCGGCUCUUGCUUCCUAUACGGCGUCAUGUUCCUAUCCACCUUCACCUGGAACGCCUAUCUGUAUUCAUUCAUCCAGGUUGUUUACCUUUUGGACAUUAGCACCGCCAACUACGUCGUCAACUCCUACUCCCUCACCUCCACUGUCUUGUCCCCCAUCGUCGCUUUCAUCAUCAGCUAUACCGGAAACUUCAAGUGGGUCGCCUACUCGGGCGUUCCCAUCAUGUUGCUUGGUACCGCUCUCAUCCUCCCCUUCCGCACUGCCGAAAACGUAGGCCUCGUGGCUUUAACGCAGGUGGUCGUCGGUCUCGGCGCUGGCAUCUUCGCCACCUGUAGCAGCAUCGCCAUUAUGGUUCCCGUCACCCAUGAGGAGUUCGCUGCCGUCAAUGCCCUCUCCAGCCUCUUCGGCGGCUUCGGUGCCUCCAUCGGCUCCGCCAUUGCCGGCGCCAUCUGGAACAACGUCGCGCCCGGCGAGCUUCUCAGGCGGUUGCCGACCGGGAGUAAGGACCAGGCUGCCAAAAUCUUUGGUGAUAUCAAUGUUCAAAUCGCCUUACCAAUUGGGUCCCUGGAGCGCGAGGCCAUUGUUGGCACCUACAGGCAUGUCAUGAAGUUGAUGACCAUCACCGGCGUGUGCCUCAUGCCCCUAUGCGCUAUUUCCAUCUUCUUCUGGAAGAACGUCAACAUCAGGAAACUGGAGGAGGAGAAGGGCAAGCAGACUAAGGGUACCGUCCUGUGAGCUUGGCCGUGCCUAAAUUAUUGGACGAUGCUGGGGGGCAAGGAAAUCAUACCUAUACUUGGAGACGAGGAUAUCAUAUAUGACUCUAAAGGUAUCCAACGGACAAUAGAUGAGGCCUUAGGGGCCCUGGAUAAUACCAUGGGAAUAAAAGCCUUGACAAACCAUCAUAUGCGUUAGAAUAACCAUCUAGCGCCACCGCGUACUAUAGCUGAGCGACGUCGAUUUUCGGGCAGGGUGUAUCCGUACCCACAUAUCUCUGCCACUCUGAUACGGAAAGCGCCAUGGUUUCGUUCCUUCCACCCAUGGUUACCAUUCCGAUGCGGAAAGAGCGAUGGUUUCGUUCCUUCCGUCUAUAGUUCUCAGAUGCGCGCACAUUUGGGUAGGCGCGACCCACGUCUUAGAUCUUGCCUGAUACGGAAAAGCCAGCAGACAAGUUCUAAUUUGACGUAAUAAAAUAAAUAUACUAAAAUAUAGGGGUAAGUCCUAG
This is a messenger RNA of Pseudogymnoascus verrucosus, 2752 nucleotides long. RefSeq lists its product as uncharacterized. Gene Ontology annotation, biological process: transmembrane transport. The transcript is spliced from 3 exons. NCBI's taxonomy places the organism in Eukaryota, Fungi, Ascomycota, Leotiomycetes, Thelebolales, Thelebolaceae. Gene Ontology annotation, molecular function: transmembrane transporter activity. The record is from RefSeq and is a predicted model, not a curated record. Bases 427 to 2265 code for a protein of 612 amino acids.